AUGACUAAAUACGAACGCCUUCAAGAGCGAGGCAGCUAUGAAUACGAUGGUUCUGAUCCCGUCGAAUUCAACCACGAAGCAACCGCAACCCGAACCCAACGUCGAAAGCUAAUAUCCCGAGUCAAAUAUAUCCUUCUCCUAGUGUUCGCGACGCUCGGGUUCCUCGACAUAAUAUACCGAGCAUACACAUCCAUCCGCUCACGCAGACCAAUAUCUUGCAACUGCGGAGAAACCAUCGAAGAAGCCAUCGCCAACAAGUGUAAAUACGACUCGAUUGCAGCGGCCUGGCUCCCUCCCGCUUGUCGAAACGACGAACUCAUCGAGCAAUUCGAGUCCUCGGGACCCAACUCGGAUGGAAGCUGGGUGUACUACGCGGACAAGAAUAAGACGCAGAUUUUAUCCCUCGAGGAGGUAUCCAUGUUGCCGAAGACGGGGUCACAUUUCUUCACCACGCACCAGUGGCAUCUGGUCCAUUGUGCAUACUACUGGAAGAAGAUGUUUUUGGCGGCUGAGGUGGGCACGGUGAUUGAACAUCGAUAUAAUAAUAUGGCUCAUAUCAGUCACUGCGAGAUGAUGUUUCUGAAGCGGGAUCCGUUGGAUACGAUUGUCACGGAGGCUGGGGUGUCGUUGCAUUCGGAUCGGAUGGUGGUUGCAAAGAAACAUGGCCAUGGUGAUGGACACAAUGGACACGACGGACACAAUGGGUACAGCAUGGACAAGGACAAUUACUAG
This is a messenger RNA of Aspergillus tanneri, 732 nucleotides long. RefSeq lists its product as uncharacterized. Bases 1 to 732 code for a protein of 243 amino acids. The transcript has a single exon. Lineage: Eukaryota; Fungi; Ascomycota; Eurotiomycetes; Eurotiales; Aspergillaceae. The record is from RefSeq and is a predicted model, not a curated record.